This is a messenger RNA of Phialemonium atrogriseum, 2034 nucleotides long. RefSeq lists its product as uncharacterized. Lineage: Eukaryota; Fungi; Ascomycota; Sordariomycetes; Cephalothecales; Cephalothecaceae. The record is from RefSeq and is a predicted model, not a curated record. Gene Ontology annotation, molecular function: ATP binding; metal ion binding. The transcript has 2 exons. Bases 1 to 2034 code for a protein of 677 amino acids.
AUGGGGGAAUCAUCAGAAGCUCUGGUGUCCGACACUCACCUUGCGGAGUUGAGAUCAGAGGACGGCUCAGUCGUGGUUCGGGCAGCGUGGUCGUGGAGCCAGGAUCGCUCCACUGCAACCAGAUACGGAAGCAAUUUUGUCGAUUUCGUCAUCGAGUCGUUUUAUGUGACACCCGGUGCAAAUGCCGGAGCAGAGGCCAUGCACAAUUGCGGCGAGUUCAACUCUCUCAUUUCUCAACCUGCAGGCGGCCAAGCCACCGAGCCGGUCGAGAUUGCAACCCCUUGCAAGGCCCUGUACUUCAUCUGGCAGGCGCUCCUCAAGCCCCCUGACGCCCCUCAACCUCGGCCAAUGAAGUUUAUCCUGCCCCCGGAGGAUGGGUACAUUGUGAGAAACGACUUCGUCGAGGAGAUGAUGCGCGGCUGUCAGCUUACCCUCGAGGCGCGGGGUUUCAUCGGGCCUCGUCAGCAUUGCGCGAGUGCUCACCCAGCAAGCACCGACGGAUCUGCCAGCAACCUGCUUCACCUCCUCCAGAGGAGCGUCGGGGUCGUCGUGGCAAAGGAUGGUAGCGCUCUGAAGCUGCUCAAGGAUGAAUUGGUGAACCGCAUCUCGUGGCCAUGGCUCGUUCCCACUCCUAUCGAGCCGACGCGCAUUGUCGUCAUCGGCGAGAAGCGAGAGCGGCGGUUCUGCGAGCGCUUCUACGAUGCCGCUAAAGCAUGCGGAGUCUCGGUGAUUGUCAUGGACAAGCCCGGCCAUUGGCUACAAGAUCCGGCAGGAAUGGGUGCCAGCUACAGGGAGGAUUUUGUGCCGUUUACCGGCUUCACGUUUGAUGACCUGCCGGAGCGCAUCGUGCAGGCCAUCCGCAGGCUCCCCUAUCAGGUCGACGGCAUCAUGACCACCAUGGAUCCCCUGCUGUCUGGUGUCGCCCGUGCCGCAGAGAUGCUUGGACUGCCGGCAGCUCCCGCCGAAUCCUACCGCCGUGCAACCGACAAGUACGAGACCAGACGGCUCCAGAAAACGGCCACCACCCUGACAGUCGCAAGCCUUGAAGAUCUCGCAUCGCAUCUGGAAUCACUGCCGGAACCCCUGCGAUAUCCGCUCAUUGUCAAGCCUACGCGGAGCCACGGCUCCUUUGGUGUGUCCAGGGUCGAAAACGAGUCUGAGCUGGUCGAUGCCGUGCGUCAUGCCCUGUCUUCCGCCGCGGACCAGCACAGACUAUUCGGGUUGCGGACUUCCGACGCAAAGGCCAUCGUAGAGACGUAUUGCGAGGGCCCAGAGGUCGAUGUAAACUUUGUUCUCUGGAACGGCGAGCUACUCUUCUCCGAGGUCGUCGACAACUUUCCGUGCUCUGGCGACAGUGCACUGACUUCGUCCAAAACUGAGCAGUUCGUCGAGACAGGCUCGGCAUGGCCAUCUGGUCUGCCCCAGGACGAAAACAAGAUGCUCCGUACCGACCUGUUGAAGAUCGUAAGGCAGCUCGGUUUCCACAGUGGCGUCAUCCAUGUCGAGGCCAAGGUCCAGAAUUCGGCCGUCGAAUGGCACAUGGAUGAUGACGGCGUGCUUGACCUACAGGCCCGGACGGGAGCAACCGCUCAUGGCGCAAGCUCCUUCCUGCUAGAGGUGAACCCCCGGCCACCCGGCCACACCGACUCGAUGGGCUCGGCCUACGUCAACGGUGUGGACUACUAUGCCCUGCAUAUCAUGCACACCAUUGGAGACGAGGCCCGCUUCUGCAGCCUGGCAGGGGGCUUUCGAGUCGGGCCGCAGUACCACUACGCCACUUCCCCGCUGCCCAUCCAUUCUGCAACGGGUGGGCGCAUGCCGUGUGACCUGAACCUUGAGGACUACGGGCUCGCCAAACACACCGUCAUGCUUCGUCCAUUUUUCAAGGCUGGGGACACAGUCCCAUCGCCUGAAGAUCUGCGGUUUCCUUGGUUGGGAUUUGUGAUGCUCUGCUCGACAACGAGCCGCCGGGAUCUGCUGGAAAAAGUCGCAAUUGCCCGUGACAAGAUUGUGAUCAAACUAGAACAAAUGUAG